AAAGAAGAGGCUGCCAUAUUGCAGUGAUACAGCGAGUUUACCGGACUGAAUCUUGAACACGAUUGGCUUUUUGUAAUAAAAAUGAUUUCUGCUCAUAGCUUUGGAGACCCGGGCAAGAUGAAAGAUUAUCAUUAUGCGGGUCCAGUAGAGCACCGGUUCUCACCAUAUGCUUUCAACGGAGGAACCGUACUAGCUGUUGCCGGGGAAGACUUCGCCAUCGUAGCCUCAGACACCAGGCUGAGUGAAGGCUACUCAAUCCACAGCCGGGACUCACCUAAAUGCUACAAGCUGACAGACACAACCGUCAUUGGCUGCAGUGGUUUCCAUGGCGACUGCCUGACUCUGACUAAAAUCAUUGAUGCCAGACUAAAGAUGUACAAACAUUCAAACAAUAAGACAAUGACUAGCGGAGCCAUUGCAGCCAUGUUGUCCACCAUCCUGUACGGCAGGAGGUUCUUCCCCUACUACGUCUACAACAUCAUCGGAGGACUGGAUGAAGAGGGCAAGGGAGCAGUGUACAGUUUUGACCCAGUGGGCUCCUACCAGAGAGACACCUACAAGGCCGGAGGAUCAGCAAGUGCCAUGCUACAACCACUACUAGACAACCAGAUUGGUUUCAAGAACAUGGAGGGUGUGCAGCAUGUUCCCCUGACUCAGGAAAAGGCGGUUCAGCUGGUCAAAGAUGUCUUCAUUUCGGCAGCAGAGAGAGACGUCUACACCGGAGAUGCCCUUCGGCUCUGCAUCAUCACUAAGGAGGGCAUCAAUGAGCAGACUGUACCACUGAGGAAGGACUGAGGAGGAACGUGUUUCCCUUUCUCUGCUAUCCUUUUUGGUCUGUUCUUUUCACCUUCACCCUGUUGGUUUGGCCCCUUAUCAUCAAGUUUCUUAAAACAGGAGUGUUGAUCCAGAAGGUGCUUUUACUGGCCUCUUAAAUUGGGCUUUAACUGGGGAGCUGAAUUCCAUUUUUUUUUAUAUCCACUCACAUUUUACAUCCAUUGAAAUUGAUGUUUUUCUCCUGCUUUCCACAGUUAUCCCCCUACAGUUUCUGCUAUUAUUACAUCCUUGUAUUUGUCGCAGUCUGAUUGUAGAUCAGCACUCCUGUUCUGAGAAGCAGAGAACUCUCUUCACUCAACCCUGCCUAGAUGCUUCCUCUGUUUUCCAAUAUGUUUUGGAAGGAUACAUACUCUGCUGUUCUUUUUACAUUCUUAAUAAAUGUAAAGAAUUGAA
Micropterus dolomieu (smallmouth bass) is the source of this 1227-nucleotide messenger RNA. RefSeq names its product proteasome 20S subunit beta 1 (gene psmb1). Lineage: Eukaryota; Metazoa; Chordata; Actinopteri; Centrarchiformes; Centrarchidae. The transcript has 6 exons. Bases 82 to 795 code for a protein of 237 amino acids. Gene Ontology annotation, cellular component: proteasome core complex. The record is from RefSeq and is a predicted model, not a curated record.